GUUGCUAAUCUGAAUGAAUCAGGAGCUGACCAGAGUUUAGAUGCAGAAAGUAAUGCGGUAUCUUCUAACCUUCUUGAGCCAAACGUUUUAGCUUCACUGAGUCAAGAAGCUAAUUCACAAACCACCAACGGUACAAUGAAUUCGGAAAAUAAUCAAGUUAACUUAGAUGCUGCUAGUGUUGGUAAAGAUUUGGAUGCACUUCUUCAAGACAAGGAUAUGAUACAACUGAACAACAAUAGCCCUAUGGAGACUGAUGCAGGAACAAUUACCAUGGACAAGCAGUUUACCUCUUACCAAACAGACUCCAACGGCAAAAGUGGAACUUUUGUAGUCAAGCCUCCGUUUGGUAAUGUGGAGUCUGCAGAAAAUUCUGUUUCUCCAAUGCAAAAUGGAGUAAAGCUUGUUGUUCCUACCACUUUUUCCGUCGUCAUUAUCAGUUGUACUCCUCUUCAUCACUUGUAUUCUUUGACCUGCCCCUUUUUCUCUUGUCAUAAUCCGACUCAUCUUCAUCAGAAUCGUCAUCUUUUUUCUUUCUCAACAACUAUAAUUUACUACUCAACCUCUUGCCGUAUUUCUUCUGAGCAAUGGCCUCUGAAUCUUAAUCAGAGUCUGAACUCUCGCUCUCACUCUCAUUAAUAUGAGCAAGUGCAAGGAACCCCUGAAAACUAACAUAAGCGUGUUUUCUCCCUCAGGUUCUGCAUUGGAGAACAAAGACAUCACAUAAAGCUGUACUUGGCGUAUGAAGAGCAACGGAGAGAUGAAUAAUAAAAUAUCGUGUAUAUAUACUAUAGAUCAAAGGAAAACUCAGUCACCAUUUGUUAAACCAUAGAUUCAUCACAAAACUUGGAUAAAAAUAAUAAAUACUUUUCAUCA
This is a messenger RNA of Erigeron canadensis, 873 nucleotides long. RefSeq lists its product as uncharacterized. The coding region runs from base 136 to 636 and encodes 166 amino acids. The record is from RefSeq and is a predicted model, not a curated record. The transcript has 2 exons. Lineage: Eukaryota; Viridiplantae; Streptophyta; Magnoliopsida; Asterales; Asteraceae.